Molecule: messenger RNA, 1087 nt
Organism: Nymphaea colorata (pocket water lily)
Lineage: Eukaryota; Viridiplantae; Streptophyta; Magnoliopsida; Nymphaeales; Nymphaeaceae
Exons: 3
Coding region: 119-697 (192 amino acids)
Source: RefSeq, a predicted model, not a curated record
CGCCAGAGCCUUCCAGACGCGACCCCCUUCUCUCCGGUCUCCCCCUCCGUUUUCUGUUUCUAGAAUAGAAUGGUGUGCUCUGCGUCUCCGCCUCUGUGUCGCGUCCUCUCUCUGUAGGAUGAGCGAAAAGGGCGGAGGGACCGUCGUCAACCUCCACUGCCCUUCCUCCAGCAAGCCUUCUGUGCUCAGGUUCGUGGCGUUGGAGGGGAGCAGGCUGGACGUGGGCACUAUCGCUCGCUGCUUUGGCCUCGACCCUUCCAGCGUUAGGUUCAACGGCUACUACGUCAGCAGGGGGACAGACUUCAUCUCCUCCCUCACCUGGACCUCUCUCCUCUCCUUCUUCUCUGCCAGAGGUUUCCCCACUGGCAAGGAAACCCACGAUCCCCUCGUUGUCGAAGGCAAACCCUCUAAAGAGGCACCACCUUUUGAUGAACGAAGUACUUUCGUCCAAUGCGAAUCAAAGGAGAUUGAUCCACCAGCCAAGAGGAAGACAUGGUUUGAAGAUCUGGCAAAUGUUGACCUGCUCAAGAAAAGAAGGACGAAAGAUCGUGACCCAGAAUUAACUAAUCCAAGGGUUGGCCUGACAACGUUCCCAAGUUCGACUGGCCGCUCACUUGGUUGUGCUGUUGCUGGAAAUGUGAAGCGCUUGAGAGAGGAAGACAUGGUCUUGGCAGCAGCUUAUAAAAGAAUCAGAUGAUGUUUUGCAUUGUGUGAUUUCUCCUGAGGCAGGCGUUCUUCUGCAGCAUGAGUUGUGGGUCAUCACUCAUCAGGAUGUUCUAUGGGGAAAUUGAGCCAAGCGAUGUGGAAUCCAGACGAUUGAUCAGCAGAGAUACAUGAUUUUUUUUUUUUUCAUUUGUAUAAUUUUCUUCCAAUGCCUCCCUUCUGAUAUGGAGAGAAGGCUCACCCUUUGAAAAGGGAUGUAUUUACUGCUUAGAGUGGUGCAGAGUAGUAUAUCUAGAAAUUGUCGUGCUGUAGACAUCUUGUGGUGUCCUCUUAGACCUUCCCCUUGUAACCCUGUGGUCUUCUCGCCCCUGUAACUCUGUCAUGUUGUGGCUUGAGCAGCGCCCCAAGGUCUUGUUUGUCUGUA